Phytomonas sp. Hart1 is the source of this 596-nucleotide messenger RNA. The record is from the annotation of a GenBank genome assembly. NCBI's taxonomy places the organism in Eukaryota, Euglenozoa, Kinetoplastea, Trypanosomatida, Trypanosomatidae.
GAAGGAUUCGCGGACGCAAAAAAAAAUGGUUGCCGUACGCGCUAAGGUUGGCUCUCGCAGCUUCAUUCGUCAGAAGCAGCUGUCGAAGGGCAAAAAAGUCUUCAGGAUCGACUGCAACGUCCCUGUCGCGGAUGGCAUCUUCAGCGAGGACAUUUUGCGCAGUUUUGAGCAGUUCUUCCUCGACAACACCAAACUCAACGGCCGUAAAGGCAAGCUUGGCGAGAAGGUCCGGAUUGCCGUUCGGGAUAACACGCUCAGCGUCGUCACCACGAUGGCGUACCGCAAGAAGUACUUCAAAUACCUUGCGAAGAAGUUCCUCAAGAAGAAGGAGCUUCGCGAUUGGCUGCGGAUCCUCUCCACUGGAAAGGACACCUACCAGCUGAAGUACUUCAACAUUCAGGACCAGGAGGAAUAAACGAACACAAGGAGAGGUUGUCCAACACACUAGUAACCGGCAACUCCUUGGAGACUCUUCACACGCCUUUGCGCAUCCUUUCAUUUUUAUGGAAAAGCGCAUUUCACCGCAUACUUUCCUUUUUUAUUAUUUCAUUGAAAAAGAAAACCCCUAAGUCAUUCUAUUUGGUUGAAGGUCAAAA